UUUUGUAAAAUUAUAUUCCUUUUCUUAUUUUAUUUGUCUUAUAUUAUCGCUUAGAUUUCAGGUAUUGUUUUACAUAAAGAAACUGAUGAAUCUGUUCAAUGUACAAGUUUAAGUACAUGAUGUACAAUUUACUUUAAAUAGUAAUAUUUUGUAUUCUGGAAUUUAUCUUGGAAAUAGAUACCUAAAUCGGUAGGCAAUAAAAUGCUGAUUGCAUGAUUUUCAGAAUAGAGAAUUGUUCAUCUGGACAUCUGACUUCAUCUUGCAUUGUCACAUUGGAUACUCACACAUGCAAAAUAUUGUCCUUUCUUAAAAAAAAAUUGAAAUUUUUUUAUUUUAUUCAAUUAAUAUAAUUUAAUUCUUGCUUAAUUAUCAGGCUGUUAAUUUUCUGAAGAGAGGUUGAUGAUGAUGAAGUUUAAAAACUCCAAUUUUCUUAUGGCAAAAAGAUCAAAACUUGCUCAGAAAAAUAAAGAUCGGUCAGGGUGUAUGUCGGGUAUUGUAAGCAUUUUUGCUUUCCGCCAUGGCCGGAUUACCAGACAACUGCUUUCAGAUCAUGCUACACACAUCACUGAAAGUACCAUCGGUCCUUCGUAUCCUAAUUCCGACGUGAACUCAAUUACGGAUUCAGAAGAGAUGAUGCAUCUUUGGAUUGAAUCUCAGAACGUUGAUCAGAAAGCUAAAACGGCUGUGAAGGAACUCAUGGAAGAAGAAACGCAUACGCAUGGCGUUUUAGAAUGUGAAGAGAACCACGAGUCUAUGGAUUAUCGUCAAAUUUCUAAAGAUCAACCAGUUCCAUCUCAAUAUUGUCACUUUCAAGAUCUAAUGAACGAGCUCUUGUUGAUCCAUCAGAAGAAAAACGAAGAAUUACAAAACCCAAAAUCACUCGAAAGAUCAAACUCGUUACAGAAUGAAAGAAGCAAUCCAAGCUCAAACGACGCCGUUUCCCGUAAACACCGGAACUUCUUCAGAAGAAGAAGCAAGUCUCACGAAUGUAUAUCCUUCGAGAACGAUAGCUCUCUUCUACCUUCAAGCACAACCAAUGGGUUUCAUAACGAAAGAAGUGUUUCCCAAUUUUCGUUCUCGGAAAUCAAGAAAAAACUAAAAAACGCCAUUGGAAGAUCAAAAAGGGAUUUAGGAGAAAAACCAGUUGUUGUUGAUGGAAGAAGGAGUGGACGGAGUUCACCACUAAGAGACCAUUUCUACUCUGAAAGAUUUUCGACAAUGUCUAACGGGUUUAAGAUUCAAGAUGGAGUACUUUCAAGAUCAUUCAAAUACGAAACAAAAUCGAGGGAAAACGAGGGAUUUGGAAACACGAGCGAAAGAAUUUCUAACAUCUACGUUGAGGCAAAGAAACAUCUAUCAGAGAUGUUGAGUAAUGGAGAUGAAUGUACAGAUUUGAUGGUGGCAAGGCAUCCUAGAACCCUAGGAAAGCUUCUAUCUUUUCCAAAUUACGACUCUUCUUCUGCAGUUAUCGAUCAUAAACACGAACCAGAGCAUGAGGUCAAUGAAAGUCAACCUUCGGUAACAUAUGACGAUCAUCAAGAACUUGAAGUUUCAGAUGAAGUUCAUGAGGCUGAAGAUGUUAUAGAAACCAUAAAACCACAUUCGCCAGAAGAAUCCGAAGUUUUUGAUGCAUCGGAUUUGACCGAAGAAGAAGAUUUAUGUUGUUCUCCAAUAACGUCCGAUAGAAAAACAGAAAAAGUUGAGGGUACCUUAGAUGAUAGAACCGAGAAACCUAGUCCGGUAUCGGUUCUCGAGCCAUUGUUCUCGGAUGACGAUAUUAGCCCGGCCAGAACCAUUUCUCGAUCUGGCGAAACUUCAAUUACACCACUACGUAUCCGUUUUGAAGAUCACGUUACACCAACCGAAAAUCAAGAAACAUCUAUCCAUACUCUUGUUGAAAACGAGGAAUCAGCAUUUGAGUACAUCGAAACGGUUCUUUUAGCUUCGGAUCUCAAUUGGGAUGAGUUUGAAGAAAGAUGGAUUUCUAAUGCUCAAAUAUUGGAUCAAUCAUUAUACGAAGAACUACAAAUCUUUUCGAGUCAACCCGUUUGCGAUCAACGGCUCCUAUUCGAUUCCACUAACGAAACUCUCAAGCAAAUAUGUGAUCAAUACUUGGGUUUGUUUCCCGAGUUACCGUUUUUCAAAACAAAUAUGUAUCGGAUUCCGAAGGGAAUGGAAUUGAUAAAUGAGGUAUGGAAAAGAAUCGAGUCACGUCUCAACUGUGUUUAUCUUCGGUCGUUGGAUCAACUUAUAAGUAAUGACAUGGACAUAUCGAGAAUGUGGAUGGAUCUUUGGUUGGGGACUAGGGAAAUAGUUAUGGAAACCGAAGAAUGGAUAUUGGAGGAUUUGAUCGAUGAUACCCUUUUAAGCUUAAUGGAUAUUAACUAAUUAACCUUAAAAUGAUAGGUAACAUAGUUGCUACUUUUUGUAAUGGUAAAAACUAGAAAGUUUUAAGUAGUGAUAACGUAGAUUUAUAGGUUGGUUUGUGUGGAGAGUGUAUUGUGACUUGUGUAGUGUGCGUGUGUUUUGUUUUUUUAUUUUAUUUUAGAUUUUUUGAUUUUUUUUUUAGCCCUAGUUUGUAAUCUGUAAUCUGUAACUAUAUAAUAAAUGAGAUCUCAUAAUAAAUGAUGAUAUGUUUUUUUGGUGAGUUUA
Messenger RNA from Lactuca sativa (garden lettuce), 2652 nucleotides. The record is from RefSeq and is a predicted model, not a curated record. NCBI's taxonomy places the organism in Eukaryota, Viridiplantae, Streptophyta, Magnoliopsida, Asterales, Asteraceae.